AUGUUAAAUUUAUAAACCAUAUUAAGAGGAUUUGAAGAAAAUGGAUUAAAAUAGGAAAGUCUGUACAAGGCAGAUGAAAUAUUGGCUAAAUUAGAUAUUAUGGCAAAGAAGGAAUUUGAUAGAGACAUUGCAGAAUAAUUAUUUUAGCAAUGCAAACCAACUUAAUUAAAUUUGAAAAUAGUUUAUAGAAUUGCAGAUAUUGGUUAAACAAUCAUAGAUGCAAUAUAGCUAUAAGCAGAAAAAGCAAGGAAUGCUGAAUAAUAACUUAAAUAAAUUUAAUAAAAUAAAGUUAUAUGUGAAAGUCAAUUAGCAGAAACAUGUUUGUUAUAAAUCUAUAAUUAGCUGUUUAUUCAAAUACUAGAUACUUAUUUCUGACAUUAUUAUGUGCAAAAAACAUUCCUUUAUAGUUGAAAUACACAAAUUGUCACAUUUAAUUAACUUUAGGAGUUAUAAAUUAAAUUGCUAAACCAGAAUAACAAUAUGAUAAAGUUAAUCCUGAAUUUAAUCAAGAAUUCGAAUUGUAAACAUAUUAUUAUUUAAAGUUAAUACUAGUUCUGUUCCUCCUCUAAUCUCUACUUUAUAAAUUCAAUUUUUCAUCAGAACUGAAAACACUUUACCUAUACUUUGGGGUUAAGCUUAAUUAAAGAUAUAAUAAUUGGAUGAUCAAGUUAUUAAAUAAGUUGAACUUAAAUUAGUAGAUCCAGUAGGUAGAGACCUUGGUUCCACUAUUGAAUUGGAAGCAUAAAUAGUGUUAAACAAAGUAAUUUUAAAUAUUUGCUAAUAGAUAAAAGCAUUAAUAUUUAUAGGCUCAACUAUAAAAAUUUGAAUAGAAAAUUUUUACUUUAGAUAAUGAUUUGAUUGAAUAUAAAAAUAAUUUAGAAAUAAUUGAGAGACCAUUCAAAGCUAAAUAAUUAUCAAAAGAAUAGAAUAAUAAAUAAUUAUCAUCAAAUAUAUUUAAUUAAUAACUACAUACUUCUUAAAAUUAAUAAGAUUAAGAUCAAAAUAUCUAUGAAAUAGAUUAAUAAUAACAUUAAUUAAAUUCACCUUAAGAACAUAAAGAAUAAAUAUUAUCUAUACUAUAAUCUGAUAAAUAAAUAGAAAUUUAAGAUGAAACACCAGAAGCUCCUGAGAUUCUUUAACAUGGUGUUAUCAUAUUCACAAUUUAUGGAUUAAUCACUUUAUUUGUUUGUUCUGCCAAACCUUCUUUUUUAGAUGUAUAUAAUAUAUUUCUAUAAAUAGGUUUUAGUCUGUCAUGGAUUAAUGUUUACUAUUUUGAUGGAUAGAUUUGAGCCAUUUCAUAUUAAAUUGGUUGGUGCAGGACUUCUUGCUUCAAUUUUAUAUGAUAUUUUGUGGAUGAAAUAAUAUCAUGUAAUGAAUUUCUUAUUAAAUUAGUUAUGGUGGUAUAGUGAUGAUUAAAAUAAUCCAGAAUGGGGAUUGAAUGCUGUUAAUUUAUUAAGAUUUGUUCUAAUCUUUACUUAUAUGUAAUUCCUAUACAAAGUAUUUUACUUAAAUUAUUAGUAGUUUGUUGUAUGUUAUUAUUUAUAUUAAUUUCAUAGAGAAUCCAUAGACCCUACUAAAAGAUAUGUAUUUACUAUUUGGAAAAUAUAAUAUAAAGUGGGUAAGAAUAGAGAAAGUGUUACUUGGUAAUGA
Messenger RNA from Paramecium primaurelia, 1650 nucleotides. The record is from the annotation of a GenBank genome assembly. NCBI's taxonomy places the organism in Eukaryota, Ciliophora, Oligohymenophorea, Peniculida, Parameciidae.